Messenger RNA from Entelurus aequoreus (snake pipefish), 1122 nucleotides. RefSeq names its product histone H2B 1/2-like. The coding region runs from base 7 to 384 and encodes 125 amino acids. Gene Ontology annotation, molecular function: DNA binding; structural constituent of chromatin; protein heterodimerization activity. Gene Ontology annotation, cellular component: nucleosome. The transcript has 2 exons. Lineage: Eukaryota; Metazoa; Chordata; Actinopteri; Syngnathiformes; Syngnathidae. The record is from RefSeq and is a predicted model, not a curated record.
AUCACAAUGCCAGAACCACAAGCUAAGGCUGCACCCAAGAAGGGCUCCAAGAAAGCCGUCACCAAGGCUGCCGGCAAGGGCAAAGGAAAGAGGAGAAAGGCCAGGAAGGAGAGCUAUGCCAUCUACGUGUACAAGGUGCUGAAGCAGGUCCACCCUGACACCGGCAUCUCGUCCAAGGCCAUGAGCAUCAUGAACUCCUUCGUCAACGACAUCUUCGAGCGCAUCGCUACUGAGGCUUCUCGCCUGGCUCACUACAACAAGAGAUCCACCAUCUCUUCCAGGGAGAUCCAGACUGCCGUGCGUCUCCUGCUGCCCGGCGAGCUGGCCAAGCACGCUGUGUCUGAGGGCACCAAGGCUGUCACCAAGUACACCAGCUCCAAGUAAAUUGUUCUCUCAAUUUACACAACCAACGGCUCUUUUCAGAGCCACCCACAUUCUCGACAGAGAAAGUUCCAGCAUGUUCUGUUGCAGUUCACAUCGAUAUACAAUAACAAACUUUUUGUGAAGCAUUUGUUAUAGGACACAUAUCUGGUAAUACUUAAAGCCGAAGUGCUAUUUUAAUGAAGUGCCAUAGAAUGUAGUAAUCAGUACGUUUUGAAUGGCUAGCAUUGCAGUAAAUAAAAAGUUAAUCUGAAUGAGACAUUAAUUUCUAUAUAUAGCACUUAUAAGCACAAGGGAAUUCUCGUACUCCCUCGUUCCAGGAAGAAUGCUUUGCGGAAAUCUUUUAUUUAUAGAUCUUAAUCGCUCUGGAAUAACCUGCCUCCAAUUCUCGUCGGCAUUGAAAGUAAACAGGUUUUUAAAAAGAAAGUAAUGUUUUAUCCAAGUCUUUAAAUUAGUUUGCUCGUUGAUGAUUUGUUUGGUUUUAUAUUGUGUAGUUCUAUUUAUAUGGUAAUUAUUAUUCUGUGACUGUAAAUUGUUUGCUUGUUUUCUUAUUGAUGCUUUUAUUUUUUAUUUUUUUCUGUAUUGUGUAGUUAUAAUUAUAUGCUUUUACUUGUAACUGUAUUGAAUUGUGGACCCCAGGAAGACUAGUGGGUUGUUGAGGCAACCAGCUAAUGAGGAUCCUUAAUACAAAUCAAAAUCACCUGGUUGUGUUUCAUUUAGUCAGUUUACACCAGGGGUGUC